UUGUUUGUGUUUCUUGUUAUCAUCAUCAUUUUUUGCAAUUUUGUAUCAAAACUGAAAACUAACAAAACGUCUCAUUCUUCACUUCAUUUUCAGUGUUUUAUUUCAUUUUUCGUUUGAUAGGGUUUCAAACUUUUCAACGCAAGCUAUCUCCAAACUGUAGGUAUUAAAUGUAUUCAUUUCUAGAGUGAUUUCAAGCUUGUUUGACUGUCCCAAAAUUACUUCCGGCGAUCAAGCAAAUGAAUUUUUGAACGUGUUUUGCUUAUCGAGCUCAGUACAAAAAUGUCAGCUCCAUCGCUCAGCACUCGGGAGAAACUGCUGUCAAUUAUCGACGAUGUUGAAAUCAUCACAAAAGAAAUCCUUGAAAACGCAAUUUCCAUCAAGCACCAAAGAAUGAUCGGAGCGGAGCAAUUGAGUUUGACCAAAUUACUAAUAGCAAAAGAAAAAGAACUAAAAGAUACGUUGAAGUUGGCCGAUGAACAGGCUAAAAUUAAUGAAAAAAUGAAUUUGUUGAAAAAUGAAGUUGAAAGGCAAGAUCAGUACAUUCAGCAAUUCGAACGUUUACUAAAAGAAUCCGAGCAAAUUUUGGCAACGGCAAACUUCCAAGCGAAGCAAAAAUUGCAGUCCAUUAAUAAGGCCAAUAAACGACCUGUUUCUUCCGAAGAAUUGAUCAAGUACGCGCACAGAAUAAGUUCAUCUGAAGCGGUUUGUGCUCCUUUAACGUGGCAACCGGGUGAUCCUCGACGGCCAUAUCCAACAGAUAUCGAUAUGCGAUUGGGAUUAUUAUCCAGAUACAACGAUCCUCCAAUCAACGGUCAUAUGAUACCACAACCUGGUAAUCUGCCUGAUAUCCAUCGAAGCAAUCAUCCUCAAGGGACCAACGAACCUCCUGCGUCUAUCGCCAAUCAGUUUGCUUGGCAUACGUCCGGUGAAAUGCACAUGAGCGUUCCUGGUCAAAGUUCCGUUUCGAUUGAUACCAGAAAUCAUAAUAAAGAUAACGAAGACGUUGAAGUCAUGUCCACUGAUAGUAGCAGCUCUUCAUCUAGCGAUUCUCAAUAAAGUAUUUGAUUUUUCUGUCGAAGAAAUUCGUUGGUAUCGUUUUCGUUUAUUACACAAUUUUUUUAGUUUAAUAAUACUGUUUAUGUUAUAAAAUAUAAAUAUAUGUAGCUUGUAAACAUGAA
Molecule: messenger RNA, 1178 nt
Organism: Planococcus citri (citrus mealybug)
Lineage: Eukaryota; Metazoa; Arthropoda; Insecta; Hemiptera; Pseudococcidae
Gene: MED4
Product: mediator complex subunit 4
Exons: 6
Coding region: 280-1056 (258 amino acids)
Biological process (GO): regulation of transcription by RNA polymerase II
Cellular component (GO): core mediator complex; mediator complex
Molecular function (GO): transcription coregulator activity
Source: RefSeq, a predicted model, not a curated record